AUGUCUAACUUAAAUUGCUACUGACGUUAUCGAACACGAAAAGAGCGGCGGCGAGUUAUUGCGUCAAAUGGUCAAACAGUGCCAUUACUUUCCACAGAAGCCGAGAAAAAUGGGAUAGAACAGAAUAUGCAAGCGCUUUCGUCACGUGUCGAAGAUAUCCGAUCGUCACUUGAUCAGAAAGCUGCAGCUCGUGGAGAUUUCGAAGAUGGUUAUGUACGUGGCUUUCGAGAUGCAAAUAAAUUAGGCACUGCAUCAGCGGCACGUCGACGUAUGGAUGAUGAUUACGGUAGUCGAGAUGAUCGAUUUCAUGAGGGUUAUGUUAAAGGAUUGAGAGAUGCCGGAAUGACCGGAAUGAGCGCAUCAAUGCAUAAUUUAGCACAGCGUGGUCAGGGCGCUGGAUAUUCUUCCGGUUACAUGCAAGGUUUCCGAGAUGGUAACUCAGGUUUGUUUGGUGAUCGAAUAUCUAAUAGUUUAUUGCGAAGACUAGAAGAACAAUAUCCGAAUCAAGAAGAAUUCCGUACUGGUUAUAUUGAUGGAUUCAGGGAAGGUAUUGCAAGUCGAACUUCUGGACAAAGAAGCUUUGAAGAAUCGAGACGGUUGCAAGAAAGUCUUACCAAACUUACUGAAAUAUUGCAAGAUAAAUCAAAAGGUGGUGGUGAUGAAAUACAUACUACCAAGAUUUAUCAUGUUUAUAAUCAACAACCGGAUGGUGUUGUCGCAUCAGCUUAUUCUUCUACAACCGGUCGUCAACUGGAACAGGAAUUGGAGGAGCUGACAUCCUCUUCUAGACGAUCCACUCUCAGGCGACAUUAUACGCCAGGAGAUUACUUGAAAUAUGGUAGUGAAGCGGAAGCAUAUAGUGGUAGCUUAGCAAGGAAUCGACGUUCACUUUCCGCAUCUGCACUUGGUCGAGAGCUUGCUAGAGAACAGUCGGAACGUUCACGUCUGUAUUCCGGUACCGGAACAUCGUACAUCAGUCGCGCAUCGGCUGCCGAAAGACCCAUUACGGAUACAUAUUCACGUCGCUACACAUAUCGUAGCCGCAGUGAUAUGGGUAGUCCACGCCAUUACGCAUCGCAGACAUUGCUAGACGGGACACGUCCAGGACCUUCAACACCGCACACACGUCGUGAUGCACUGCACACUUUACAACGUGAGCUUGAUACACUAUCACGUUCACCGGAUCAGUUAACAGCGCGUGGCUAUAGCUCUGAUACGGGGUACAUGAAUGAUACAAUGCGAUCGCGUACCCGUGCAUACUCAAACUAUGAUUAUGAUACGUAUCAAACAUCGAAGAGCGAAAUGCGAAGUGCGGAAACGCCUGGUGGUGUUAUCGGUGCAAGUAGUAGUGGUGCUUCAGCAAGUAUUGGAUAUGGUCCGAGAGCUACAGCAUCUACCUCAUUUAGUGCCCGUAGAGGAGAAAGUGAGAGAGAAGUUGGUAGUGGAAGGACAACAGCUGGUAAAUUAUCAUCGCAUAAUUGGCCUGAUGACCUGAUUGAUAUUGUCAACGAACCGAUGGGACAGACAUUGGAUCGAAUGAAAAAAUACAGUAAUUCAUUGUCACAGGUUGAUCGAGAUGGAGUGGAAGAAAGUGGUCCAAUACGAGAAAGAGUGGAAGAACGAUAUCAGCGCUCAUAUAAGGAAGAAUAUACAACAGGAAGGCGAUAA
Messenger RNA from Acanthocheilonema viteae, 1668 nucleotides. The record is from the annotation of a GenBank genome assembly. NCBI's taxonomy places the organism in Eukaryota, Metazoa, Nematoda, Chromadorea, Rhabditida, Onchocercidae.